Mesorhabditis spiculigera is the source of this 261-nucleotide messenger RNA. Lineage: Eukaryota; Metazoa; Nematoda; Chromadorea; Rhabditida; Rhabditidae. The record is from the annotation of a GenBank genome assembly.
AUGGGGCAGAUGACGUUCACGGACAAUUGGCAAAAGCGAGCCCCCGCCCGGCCCCAGUGGAGCCCGCUCGAUGACCCUUGCGAGCCGGUGACGGCCCUUGAUCGACUACGCGAGAUUCAGAAGCUGCAGCGUCAGAUUCUGCUGCUGGCCGACGAGGCGACUCAGUGCGCCGCCCGCAUCGUCAAUAGCCCUCCGUUGUACCCGAAAAAUGCGAAAUACUCCUUCCCAACAUAUCUGAAGGACCGCCAGCCACAGCAGCCA